Messenger RNA from Clonostachys solani, 1224 nucleotides. NCBI's taxonomy places the organism in Eukaryota, Fungi, Ascomycota, Sordariomycetes, Hypocreales, Bionectriaceae. The record is from the annotation of a GenBank genome assembly.
AUGGGCAUCUCUGACCAUAAUACGACUUCUGGCACCGCGGUGCAAUCAGACCAUAGCACGAAAAUGCAACACUCCGAAACCAGAUAUCACAAUCCUCAAUUUCAAGAACAGCGCUACCCGGCCGAGGAUGACAGGAUGAUCACUGAGGGAAAAGAGCCUUCUGAACAGUCACAAACCAUUAGUGAGAAGGACACAUUUCGCCACGAGCUCACGGCGUUGGCAAUGAAUUGCCCCUGUCUACUGGAAAAGUUGCUGCGUCUUUCAGCAGCACUAACAGGCCGGCCUUCAGAUUUGGUUCGGAUUCGGGGUGUCGUUUCUUUCAGGUUGAGAGCCGACGCUGUAACACCGCUGACUGCCAUCCGGCUCAUGGGCAGUUUUGCUCUGGACAGGGCACUCCUUUUCGCAGAGGAUAGUCUCGAUGAAUGGGAAUCCGGGUUUUAUAGAGACCACAUCCCGCCGAUCAUCACCGCCACUCACAAUAUGGACGCGGCCCAAAAACAGAUGUGGUGUAGCAUUCUUGCCUUGAUCGCAAGACUUGAGAUCGCCGCUUCGCUUGCACAUGGAAACUCUUCAAUGACGAGCCCAAGUAUUCUCGAGCAUAUCCAAAGCUACCAGAGCGGCUCUACGGAUUCAUUUUGCAGAUCUUUUAAUGCAUCCAUGACCUGCCUUAAAUUGCUAUCUGAAGUCAUGAAACUAUGCCUUCCAGCACCAUAUACACGGGCCAAUUGGUCAAGUGACGAAAGUGCCCAAUCAUCUGAGAAUACCGUAUUUGUUUCGCGAUGGAACAAAUUACUGCGCAAGCUUUUAGCCUGGGAAAAAGCCCGUCCAGUGGAGCUUGAGGAAAUAUUCACCCUCGAUAGCUCUAAAAACACUCUACCCAAGAUAAUCUACAGCGGCGGCGGAGGCAUCUCUACGAAUAUUCUUUACCAUACUGCCAUGUUCUUGUUACUUAACAGAAAGCCAGAGUCGGCUAGGGACUCUGAACGGGGUCAAAAUACUAACGGAGACGAAGAGCAUAUGCAUCCUCGUUUCCAUCUGCGCUGGGUCUGCGGCAUCGCCUUACAUUGUGAGGCUGGAGACUCGCAUUGCUGGGAUCCAUGCACAAUAGCAGCGAUGUCGAUUUUAACUCCCCAUAUCACUGCCCUGAUCCAGCCUAUAGACAUGGCUAGCAUUAAAAACAGCAUAAAGUCAUCAGGCUGGCCCGCUGGACGGCUGUUAGCAUAA